This is a messenger RNA of Paramecium sonneborni, 1340 nucleotides long. The record is from the annotation of a GenBank genome assembly. NCBI's taxonomy places the organism in Eukaryota, Ciliophora, Oligohymenophorea, Peniculida, Parameciidae.
AUGAUAUAUAUUAUUUUAUAUCUAAUCUCUGUAAAAGCAUAAAUCACAUUUGAUUCAGGAUUAUAUGUUGUUUUUUCAGAAUCUCAAAAUUGUCAAUAGACUGAAUAAUAGUAAUGCAAUAUUUAAAUCUAUAAAGAGCUAUUAUAUAAUUUAAUGGAGAAUUUAAUGUUGCUCCUUAAGUAUUUAUAGGGUUAGAACAUUUCAAUUUUGAUAUUGGAACUGAUUAUAGACUUUAAAUAACAACAAUUACAACAACUAGUAUAUUAUAUUAUUAUUAAAUAUAGAUUUUUAAGUAAUCACAGAGUGUCCAAAUACUUAAAUAGUAUCUGAAAUUUAAUUCUAUUGGUAUGCUAUAAACGACUAAAGAAUUUAAGUUAUAAAUAACUUUAAUAUGUUGUCUCCUUAAAAUAAAACAUUUAAUCAUGAAAAUGUAAAUGCAAUAUCUGGAAUAUUAUCUAUUACAAGUUUGGGAAUAGAAGGAAAUGUAGAUUUUUAACUAGUUGUAAUUUAUCUAAAUUUAAUUCGAAGUUUUCAUAUAUUAAUUAAACUUAAGUGGCUGUCAAUAUUACAAAUGUUGCAAAUAAUUUUAUAAACUUAAAAUAAAUUGGAUACUAAAUCAUUUUAGGAACUGAUGAAGCAAUCUAAAUUCCUUUAACUUAACAUCUUACAAGUAAUUACACUAGUGGAAUAUUAACAUAAUAGCCAAAUAGAUGGUUAUACUUAAGUUUUGUUGGAUUUAAUAUGGCAAGUAAUGUAAAAUAAAAAGUAUAAAGAACGUCUGUUAGUGUAUCAUAUACAGUAGAGACAUGUAAUUAGAAUCUUAUAAAAUUAUAGUUGAUCUAGCAUCUUUUGUUGCUUGUUAUCAUUAUCGAUCAUGGUUAGCUUAUAAAUUUACAAAAGUGUAUAAAGCUUUUGAAAGUUAGGGUAUUAGAUUUUCUUAAACUUAUGAUAAGGAAGUUUCUACCUAACCUUAAUUUUAAAUAGAUAUAACUGAACUACCUCUUUCGCUCUCUCUUAAUUCAGAAACAUAGAAAAUACUAAAUACCACUACAAAUUAAUUAAAUUUCAAAAUUGUUGUGAGAUGCACUUAAUCAAAAAAAAUUGUUAGUUAAUUCUUAAAAUGCCAAGAUUGUCCAUCUAAUAAAUAUUAUAAAUUUACUCAUUAUUGUCAUGGAUAGAUUGAUUAAGUCAUUUAUUAUACAAAAUAUGUAACUUCCUUAUCAGUUUAUAAGGAAUUAACUUUUAACUUAGCUACUGAUAUUUUUACUAUUAAAUAAAUACUUUACAAUCAAAUAAAAAUAACCUAAAUAAUUUUAGAUAUUUCAAUAGUGAAUUAAUGA